This is a messenger RNA of Nylanderia fulva, 3339 nucleotides long. The record is from RefSeq and is a predicted model, not a curated record. Lineage: Eukaryota; Metazoa; Arthropoda; Insecta; Hymenoptera; Formicidae.
UAUACAUGAGUAAUGACGUCACCAUCGGAGCAGCUUAUGAAACAUACAUCCGCUAGAUUGGGCGUGUUAUUCCAAACCAAACGUUCGUCGUGUGAUUCGAUCGAGAGAGCCGUCUAUCGUAAAAGUAUUUAAUACAAAUCAAUUCCGUCCUUACAACGUGUCAACGUAUUAAAAUACUAAAGAUUAUAACAAAGCUGUGUUCAAUUUAUUAUGAAAUAUAAUAAUAAAUCUACAAAUUGUAGAGUAUAAUUUCUGAUAGAAACGAAAGAGAAGAAAGACACAAAACACGAAGAGAAGGAAGGUGCGAGAAGAUGCCAGGUGUUCAUUGAAGCUACCACAAAGUGUUUUAUAAAAAGUGCCUUUAGAUUUAAAAAAUAUGAUUACUCUUCCUCGCGCGAUGAUGCCGAUUAUCGUCGCUUCCUGGUUGUACUACCUUUUGGGCGUUGUCGUGGUCGGUCAGUACGAAUGGCAGACUCGCGACGCCUUCGACGAGAUUCGCAUGCGAAUGGACAAGGUGUACGAGGACAACUGUCAGAUUCAGCACCUCGGGGAUCUGUAUCUGCCGGAGGACGCGGUGUCACAUCUGCCCGACAUCAAGGACAUCAAUAUCAAUCCGGUGUUUCCGAAUCGCACCGCUCUCUUGCAUCUGCACAACAUGGCCCUUAGCAGAAGCUUCUUCUGGAGUUACAUACUUCAGUCGCGUUUCAUCCGACCGGCGAUCAAUGACACUUACGAUCCGGGCAUGAUGUACUACUUUCUGUCCACGGUGGCAGAUAUCUCCUCCAAUCCUUACAUCAACGCCUCGGCCAUUUACUUCUCGCCCAAUAUGUCCUAUUCUCCGUCCUACAGGGGUUUCUUCAAUAAAACCUUUCCCAGAUUUGCACCGCGAACCUUCAGAGCGGAUGACUUCAAUGAUCCUAUACAUUUGGAGAGGAUAUCCACCAGGAAUACAUUCACAGUACAAGAUUUAGGAGCAUUUCCCACUACCAGACUCAGCGAUGACUACACUACUGAUUUCUAUCGUAUAAACGAAUGGUACAAGAAAUGGUUACCGGAUAAUGUGGAGAAAAGACACGAUACUAAAACAACUUAUCAAGUUGAAAUUCGUUAUGCUAAUAAUACAAAUGAAACAUUUACUUUCCAUGGUCCACCUGGUGCCGAUGAAUAUCCUGGACCUGUAAAAUGGACAAGGCCAUAUUUCGAUUGCGGUCGAUCAAAUAGAUGGAUUGUGGCUGCAGUAUCACCUAUAGCAGAUAUUUAUCCACGGCAUACUGGUUUCAGACAUAUUGAAUAUCCAACGUAUACUGCUGUCUCUGUGAUGGAAAUGGACUUUGACAGAAUAGAUAUAAAUCAAUGUCCCAAAGGUAAAGGGAACAGUGGUCCUAAUAGAUUUGCCAAUACUGCAAGAUGCAAAACUGAUACUACAGAGUGCGAGCCAAUACAUGGUUGGGGCUUUAGAAGAGGGGGAUAUCAAUGUAGAUGUAGACCUGGUUACAGACUACCGACUGUCAUACGACGACCUUUCCUUGGAGAAAUAGUGGAGAGAGCAACGCAAGAACAAUAUUAUAAUGGUUUUGAUUGUUCGCGAAUUGGUUGGAUUCAUAAAAUGCCAGUGCAAUGGGAAAAAGCGAAACCAUAUAUUAGAGAAAAAUAUCUCGAACAGUAUCAUCACUAUAGGAAUCAUUCCACUGGUCCGGCCUCACUUCACGAUACAAAGAUGAACAUUGAUCAAGUUCUCAAAUUUAUCUUGAGCAUGAAUUCGAGAACUUGCAAGAAUUACGCACCACAGGAUUUAGUAUUACGCGGUGACAUUAGUUUCGGUGCGGAAGAAUUUUUUGAAAAUGAAGCAAAAAUGGCGACCAGAUUGGCAAACUUCAUCAGUGCAUUUAUGCAAAUAUCCGAUCCCCAAGAAGUAUAUUCGGGGAAAAGAGUAGCCGACAGACCGCUAACGGAAGAUCAAAUGAUAGGAGAAACUUUAGCCCUAAUACUUGGCGAUACAAAGAUAUGGUCGGCCAGUGUUUUUUGGGAUCGUAAUAAAUUUACUAAUAGGACAUUCUUUGCCCCAUAUGCUUACAAGACUCAAUUAAAUACACGUAAAUUUAAACUCGAAGACUUAGCCAGACUUAAUGAUACAGAUGAAGUAUAUACGAAGAAAAGUUACUUCCGAAUAUUAAAGCAACGUUGGGCGACAAACUUUGAUCAGUUGGAAAAAUAUUAUAUGAAGAUAAAAAUUCGAUUCAACGAAACUGGAGAGCACCUAAAAAAGUUUGAACACUACCCAAAUUUUUACAGGGCAGCAAACUUAGACCAUGGACACUGGACAACUCCAUAUUUUGAUUGUAAUGGCAAGGUGAAGAAGUGGGUAAUUACCUAUGCAUCCCCCUUUUUCGGCUGGGAUAGCUUGAAGGAGAAACUGGAAUUUAAAGGUAUUGUAGCUGUUACUAUGGACUUACUUCAAGUAGAUAUAAAUCAAUGUGAUGAUAAAUUUUACCGACCUAACGCAUUCAAAGAUACGCACAAAUGUGAUAGGAAGACGUCAUAUUGUGUACCUAUUCUUGGAAGAGGAUUCGAGACAGGUGGAUAUAAAUGUGAAUGUAAGCAAGGCUUUGAAUAUCCAUUUGAAGAUUUAAUUACAUAUUAUGAUGGACAAUUAGUCGAAGCUGAAUUUAAUAAUAUUGUAGCUGAUAAAGAAACCAGGUAUGAUAUGUUUAAAUGUCGAUUAGCUGGUGCUUCGUCAAUUCAAGCCAAUUGGGUAUUAUUAUUGUACAUAUUAAUUUUAACAAUAUUUUUGCAAAUUCAAAGAAGAUAAAUAUUAUAUAUAUGUAUAUAUAUAUGUACACACACAUAUUCAUCAUAUUUUGCUUAAGUAUUACACAUGUGACACUUAAUUAUUUUUUAGUUAAUAAAAUUAUAAAAAAAUUCUUUAAAUAAAAAUUGUUCUGAAGAUUAUUAAAAAUAUUUACACAUGGUGUUUAGAAAAAGGGUUAAAUUUUAAAGGCACAUGUACCUAUUAUAAGGAUUACAAAAAGUGUCAUAUUUUAUUAAGUCAUAGAUUUUUUGAAACAAUUUUUAUUCAAGAAAGAAUUUUCUUAUAACUAUUAGAGUAAAACGAUAAUUGUGUUUAAAUAAAACACUCACAUACUUCAUAAAACACAAGAUUUUGUAAACCAAGAUUAUUGUUACAUUUCUGUAUCAACAAGUACAAUAUUUAUGCCGUCCAUUAUAUAAAUAUAAGCUAAGUUAAUAUCACUAAAAAUAGAUAGAUGAAAAGAUUAUAAAUUAAGUUUUUGAAUACACUUUUGUAACGCCAAUAAUAAAUAAUAACUUGUUACAUUUUUA